This is a messenger RNA of Ceraceosorus bombacis, 1252 nucleotides long. The record is from the annotation of a GenBank genome assembly. Lineage: Eukaryota; Fungi; Basidiomycota; Exobasidiomycetes; Ceraceosorales; Ceraceosoraceae.
AUGUUUCCCUCUUCAUGGUGCAAGUUCAUCAUUUUAUCUGCUCUGCUGCACAGCAGAGCAACCGGUCUUGCCAUCCGCUCAGUCGGCCGAGUCUCGACUUCCACUCAACGUGCCCCGAGCAUUGCUCGCCGAGGUGUGGGCAACGAAGCAGAUGCUGUUCUUGGCGAGCAUCUUGACCACAAGUUCCAGAGGCUCGUCUCUGCAUCCGACGACCAAAGGCAUGCUCCUCUGUCGUAUGCCCCAAGCCCAACUCUCGGCGAUAUCGACGAAGCUCGAAAGCAUACGCUGUUAGUCAGCGAUACCGGUAUGCCGGUCUACAGUUGGUCAAGGGACCACCAAGCCGAGAAUGUUGGUAUCUUGCUCGGCCUAUUAGUGAGAGUAGCGCAAGGCCUAGACUGACCGCGCACAAAUCGUCUCUGGUGAUGUGCAACUCUGCUAGCAUGCCGAGCAUCCUUAUCUGCACAAAGUGUCCGUGCUAGCAGAUAGUGCAGAGCCAAAAGAUGGACUAAUGGCGUACCAAGCGCAUACCGAUCCGACCGACCUUGUAGGCAGCAUGACUCGUGAACUCGGCGGGGAUGCCGAGGUCUACAGAUCUCACAUCGACGAUUGGAGAGCGCAUCAGCCCGCCGUCACUGUGCAAUUGCCCGCCGGCCGGAAACUUCGUCCCAGCCUCUUUUCCAAAGCGUUCGACCCACCAGAGAUGGGCCGCUAUCGACAGACGGAGGUUGACAUGUACAAAGAGAAAUGGAUGAGACCGGAAAUCUUGAUGCGGGACAAAGGGCGCAUCCAAAAGAAGCUUUGGCCGGAUGAAGAGGUCAUCCGGCAAGCUCAUGCUAGUCGACGUCUCAAAGAUGCGCAACAGCUUGAACGCAUCAAGUCGGAAGACCCAGAAACAGUAGCGGUCGUUCAUGAUCGGCACCUUUCGACGGUUCAAGCUCGUCCUGUACAGACAGAGCACGCACACGCUCGAAUUUCCGACCUCCAAAAGUCUUCGCCGCCCAUUCAAGCACAGGAAAAAGGCGCCCUGAAUCAUCAUCCCACCACGAAGCAGGAUGACUCCGUGCAACUAAUCCGUCCAGCUCUGAACACUCUUCAGGACGAGACGACGCGCUCGGAACAGAUCGCCCAGAUGCACGAGUCCGAAUUGAAGAAGCCGCGCAAGUGGCAAUGGUACCAUGGCGAAUGGAUGGUCAACGAGUCUGCCAUGUGUCCACAUUGCAAGCAGUGGCCUUUGCACGAGAGGAGAACUUGA